Messenger RNA from Branchiostoma floridae (Florida lancelet), 4227 nucleotides. Its product is annotated as E3 ubiquitin-protein ligase TRIM9-like. Bases 90 to 2255 code for a protein of 721 amino acids. Gene Ontology annotation, molecular function: protein binding; zinc ion binding. Lineage: Eukaryota; Metazoa; Chordata; Leptocardii; Amphioxiformes; Branchiostomatidae. The record is from RefSeq and is a predicted model, not a curated record. The transcript has 8 exons.
UUAAUUCAAAUUGAAUACAUCAACACAACACAGAGGUGUGCGGGCCGAUCAGCCGGGUUUCUGUCGGGCGCGUUUCGGAGGGUGCAUGCAUGUUUUCCGUGGCGGGAGAUCGGGGGUCGUUCGGGAUGGAGGAGGAACUGAAGUGCCCUGUUUGUCGAUGCUUCUUCAACGUCCCCAUCAUCCUGCCGUGCCAACACAGCAUCUGCUUGUCGUGCGCGGCGAGCCAGGUGACUCAGACCUACGGGCUCAAGCCCACGGAGGAGGACGCGCUAAGCUACCGCCACUCCACCAUCUCCUCCCCGGGCUCGGACUACUCGUCCGCCUACGAUUACACCGAUCUCGACAAGUUCGACAAGCUGAGCCUGUACAGUGAGGCGGAUUCCGGGUACGGGGCGAGCCUGAGCGGCUACGCGGCGACCUGUCCCAGCUCGCCCGCCUUCUCCACAGUCAGCGCCAGCUCAUCCAUCUCCACCACCACCUCGUGCAUACGCUGCCCGCAGUGCCGCCGCACCACCUACCUGGACGACCUCGGCGUCCAGGGCUUCCCGCGGAACAAAGCGCUGCAGACGAUCGUCGAGAAGUAUGAAGAAACCAAGAAUAUCGUCAUCAAGUGCCAGCUCUGCGUCGGCCAAGCCCCGAACGAUGCCACCGUCAUGUGUGAGCAGUGCUCCGUCUACUACUGUGACAAGUGCCGAGAGAACUGUCACCCUCUCCGGGGUCCCCUGGCCAAGCACACCCUUGUGUCCCCUGCCCUGGGGAAAGCCGCCAUGAAGGCCCGUAACCAGACGUCUCAGGGUGUGUCCACUUGCAUCCGCCAUACCGACGAAAACAUCUCCAUGUUUUGCAUCAUGUGCAAGAUCCCGGUCUGCUACCAGUGCCUGGAGGAUGGCAAGCACCAGAACCACGAUGUCAAGGCACUGGGGGCGAUGUGCAAGAUGCAUAAGGCGGAGCUGUCCCACAACAUCAGCACCCUGUCUGACAAGGCCAGAGAGGGCAAGAACUUCCUGAGCAACCUGAGAGAGAUGCUGGACCAGGUCCAGGAGAACAGUGUGGACUUUGAAGCCAGUCUGGUGGCCCAGUGUGAUGCCAUCAUUGAGGCCAUUAACAGGAGGAAGGAGGAGCUGAUGGAGCAGAUCCAGCGGGAGAAGGAACACAAGCUGCGCAUGAUGAGAGAACAGAUCAAUGACCUGACCAACAAGCUGCGACAGACAACUGGGUUGCUGGAGUACGCACUGGAGAUCAUGAAGGAGGACGACGCUGCAGCGUUCCUUCAGGUUGCGAAUGGUCUGAUAAAGAGAGUGUGCAGUGCUGAGAUGCAGUGGCAGAAGGAAGUUCUCCUGGAGCCCCACGAACCUCCUGAGUUUGAACUGCAGCUCAACAGCCAGCCGCUCUUCAAGGCCAUCGAACAACUCAACUUUGUACACACUAAAGGCUCUGCACGUGUUGUCACAGUCCCCGGCCCUCCCAUCUUCCUCCACGAAGAAUGCACCGUACAGAACAACAGCAUCACGGUGUCGUGGCAGCCGUCCCCGCGGAGCUGGGUGGACGGCUAUGUGCUGGAGUUGGAUGAUGGGAACCAGGGGCCAUUCAGAGAGGUGUAUGUAGGCAGGGAGACCCUGUGCACCCUGGAUGGUCUACACUUUGACUGCACAUACAGAGUCCGUGUCAAAGCCUUUAACAAAGCUGGGGAGGGACCUUACAGUGACUCAGUACAGCUUCACACAGCUGAAGUGGCAUGGUUUGCGCUGGAUCCCAGCACUGCACAUCCCGACAUUGUGCUCAGUAACGACAACAUGACUGUAAGUUGUAACAGCUAUGAUGACCGUGUGGUUCUGGGCAAUGUCGGCUUCUCGAAAGGCAUCCACUACUGGGAAUGCACUAUAGACCGCUACGACAACCACCCUGACCCAGCUUUCGGUGUAGCCAGGAUUGACACAUUAAAAGAUACCAUGCUUGGGAAGGACGACAAGGCCUGGGCCAUGUACAUAGACAGCAACCGCAGUUGGUUCAUGCACAACAAUGCCCACUCCAACAGGACUGAAGGUGGCCUAGACAAGGGGUCCGUCAUCGGGGUGCUGCUGAACCUGGAGGAACACACGCUCAGCUUCUACGUCAACGACUGCAUGCAAGGCCCCAUCGCAUUCCGAGAUCUCCACGGCGUCUUCUUCCCUGCCAUCAGUCUGAACAGAAACGUACAAAUGACCGUGCACACCGGGCUGGAACUGCCAGACCACGACUCCAUAGACGGGGAAUAACUGCUGAAGCAUCGGUUGUCACUGCCAUGGACUUCUCUAAAACACAUUUAACACUUUCUAACAACUACUGUCUGCACUGGUUACUCAGGUUGAUCUAGUGUUCCAAGUUAACAACCAGUCUGGGGUUUUCGGCGUUAUCUUCUACAAUAAACAAGAUUUCUGUGUGCUUGCAUUUAGGAGAUAUUCAUGUGACCCAACAAAACAUUGGAUGAUCAAUUUAACGUUACCGGUAUUCAUCUUUUCAAGAAAAUGUGAGUACCUGAAAAGUGUUUAAGGAACUUUUAGUAUAUAAUCUCAGUUAUGAUGUGGUUCUUUAUCAAGCUGUCUUUGGAUGUUGCACUUCAGCAAGUACUGAGACAAAUUCUACACUAGUAGAAUUAAGUUUUAAUUUAAUACUUUGCACUACUGAUAUAGGUGUUUUGUUGAUGGUUAAGUUGUCUGUAAUUUUAAUUCUUUAAGAAAUAUGAGUUUUGUCAGGUAUGGUACCUAGAAUACAGUUUUGUCAGGUAUACCAGUUGUACCAAGUAUAUAGUUUUCUCAGUUAUGGUACCAGUCAUGUAUAAUGCAGCCAGUCAUGUACGAUGUAGGUUGCAUCUCCUAUCCUAUCACAAUGUUUGAUAUUGAAGGGAUUGUGUCCAUGGUGCUGAUUUGCCAUCAGUAACAAAUGGGAUUCCAUGUGUAACUUGAUAUACAUCCCCACCAGGUGGAGGUGACAUUUUAGGCUCAAGAGGAGAAGGUUGAUCAAUAAAAGAAAGAUCUACAGGUAAAAAGGCCAUGAAAUUGCAGAACCGUAAAAAAAGGAAGAUUGUGCCAAACCCACAAGCAAUUUUCUCUGAUGGACCACAUGCUCUACCAACACCUCCUCUGCAUACAAGUUUGCAGCCCUGCAAAAAUGUCAUGUUCACCAAAGUGUACUUGCCUGUGGGGAACAUCCAUUAUCAAAAAAGUGUUCAACGGUGCUAAUAUUAGAACCAGACAUUUGAUUGUGCCAUCAGCCACAAUGUGAACAUACCUAUUGCCAUACAUCUUCUACACACAACAACAAAAACAGCAGUAAACGCAGUGCAGCUAUGUAUGCAAUAUGAUGUAAUACACUUGGAAAGACAGCUUUUGUAAGGUCUGGUAACUAGAAAGUAGAUGCUACUGAAAUGUUGCGAAGUGUAAGGGUUCUUUAAGCACAUGUAGGGAAGUUAUAGUGAAUGUAAUAUGGAGAUUAAGAAAGAACAAUACGGAACUACGAUGUAGAUGUAUAAAACAUGUAAAUAUUGCAUGUAUACUGGGAUAGUAUGGAGCUAUUUAACUGUUGCAUAUGGGCGAGAGGCUGAACAGUGUGAAGCUGCACCCCUAGAACUGUUCACUUUGUCAGUGGCCUCCAGAGUGCCAAGAUAGGUGUUAGUGCUAUAUAAAGUAUGAUCUGAAGAGGAUUGUAUUUCUGUAAAUAGGUUGUAGGUAAAGAGUACUAACCAGAGUUUUAAGAGAAAGAUUGGUGUCUAGUAUUCAUUGGAGUUUAUGCUAUAUAUGAAGAUGACCACUUUUUGCUAGCACAGUACAAAUCCAUGCUGUCCAGGCCCCAAAUAGCAGACUGAUGAUUAGGGGGUCACUAGGAUGAAGUACAUGUAUGUGCCAGUCAAAUUCAAAUCUUGCAGUCUGGGUUCAAAUAAAUGACUAAAUAGAAAGACAGUGUUGUGAGACUGGUUUCUGAGGCUCAAAUUAAUCCAUCCCUGUUGGUCGCUUGGAAAGGAUUGAAAAUAAGGAAGGAGCACCUUAUCAAGAACAGUUUAUCUGAUACAUGUGUAACAAAAACAGAGGAGAUGUAUUAGAUAAGAAUAGCUAUGACUAUGUGAAAAAUGACAUACUGUAACUACACUUCGGUGAAUGUACCAUAGACAGAAACAGACAAUAUUGCAUUGUCCCUAAGUCCUAACUUUGUGUAAACAUUAUUUACUCCAGACUUAUAGAUGUUAUUUUGCCC